UCCCAACAAACCCACAACACACCAUGGAUUCCUUAGCACGGUUUGUCGACUCUCUCGGCAUCCAUAUCGAUGCUGAAUCUAUUUUCGGCAAAGUUGUACUCUCCACAAUUUUGUGCGCAGGCCUCUACACCAUCAGCAAGCCUAUUCUCAGCUUCAUCCGCGUCUUGUUGAGCUUGUUCGUUCUUCCGGGUAUUUCCCUGUCUAGAUUCGGCCCCAAAGGCUCCUGGGCCCUCAUCACCGGCGCGUCUGAUGGCAUUGGCAAAGAAUACAGCCUUCAACUCGCGAAGAAGGGCUUCAACGUCAUCCUAGUCUCACGUACACAAUCUAAACUCGAUGCCCUCGCCUCCGAAAUAUCCUCCAAGUAUGCCGGCAUACAGACCAAGGUUCUGGCCAUGGACUUUGUCCGCAACGACGACAUCGAUUACGGCCGUCUCAAGCACCUAGUCAAGGGCCUCGACAUCUCUAUACUUAUAAACAACGUUGGGUUGAGCCAUUCCAUUCCGGUCCCGUUUGUGGAGACACCACACAAGGAGAUGACAGACAUCAUCAUGAUCAAUUGCUUGGGCACACUACGGGUCACGCAGCUCAUUGCUCCAGGCAUGGUCCAGCGCAAGAGGGGGCUGAUUUUGACCAUGGCUUCGUUCGCUGGAGUGCUGCCUACACCGCUGCUAGCUACGUACUCUGGCAGCAAAGCAUUCUUGCAGCACUGGUCGACGGCUUUGGGCUCAGAGCUUGCCCCGUCAGGAGUGAGGGUCCAGCUUGUUACCUCAUACCUCGUUACCACCGCCAUGUCGAAGAUCAGGCGCACAUCAGCCACCAUUCCCAAUCCUAAGCAGUUCGUUGCUGCUGCUCUGAGCAAAAUUGGCCGUAGCGGUGGAUCCCAGGGCAUUGGUUUCACAAGCACUCCUUAUUGGAGCCAUGGUCUGAUGCAAUGGGCGCUCGCGACGUUUGUUGGGACCUUGAAUAGGUUCGCUGUGGACCAGAAUCGAGGCAUGCAUGUGGCAAUCAGGAAGAGAGCACUGAACAAGGCGGAGAGAGACGCCAAGAAGGGGCAGUAAAGUCUGGACGCAUGCCCAGGUCGGUCGCACAAAUCCUAUUGCAAGAUUAACCCAAAAUGGAAAUCAGGGCUUCGUGUGAAAAGCGCAGGGCUAUUGGAUGCCCUUUGGUCUUCAAGCGGGUUCUAGGCAGGCGGCUGGGUAGCUGCCUCUGGGCUGCUAGAAUAUUGCAGAAUAUCGCAGAAUAUCG
Molecule: messenger RNA, 1245 nt
Organism: Mytilinidion resinicola
Lineage: Eukaryota; Fungi; Ascomycota; Dothideomycetes; Mytilinidiales; Mytilinidiaceae
Product: 3-ketoacyl-CoA reductase
Exons: 2
Coding region: 24-1058 (344 amino acids)
Biological process (GO): fatty acid elongation
Cellular component (GO): endoplasmic reticulum
Molecular function (GO): ketoreductase activity
Source: RefSeq, a predicted model, not a curated record